Molecule: messenger RNA, 900 nt
Organism: Vanessa atalanta (red admiral)
Lineage: Eukaryota; Metazoa; Arthropoda; Insecta; Lepidoptera; Nymphalidae
Product: trypsin-1-like
Exons: 7
Coding region: 1-900 (299 amino acids)
Biological process (GO): proteolysis
Molecular function (GO): serine-type endopeptidase activity
Source: RefSeq, a predicted model, not a curated record
AUGCUUUUAUAUUUGUUUUGUUUUCUUUGGUGCGUGUCUAUCGGUGCCGGGGAUACGUUGAGUAAGGGUUUGCUAAGAGUUACUGACGAGUAUUAUGCUUAUGGACAACAUUCAGAAAAUCAGUUGCCGCCAUGUAGAGACUGUAGUUGCGGUGAGCGCAAUGAAGAACCUCGUGUGGUUGGCGGAUCUAUGUCCGACUUGAAUGCCUUUCCCUGGAUUGCUCGUCUCAUCUACCACAAUUCCUUCGGUUGCGGAGCGUCUCUUAUUAACGACAGAUAUGUUAUAUCAGCUGCACAUUGUGUUCGAGGGUUUAUGUGGUUCAUGUUUCGGGUGAAAUUCGGCGAACACAACCGUUGUGAACGUGUGACUCCUCCUGAAACUCGCUAUGUAGCCAAGAUGUACGUCCACAACUUUACAUUAACUGAACUGACAAAUGACAUUUCUCUACUGCUUCUAAGUAGCCCCAUGGAGUAUUCCCAUGCCAUCAGGCCUGUCUGCCUGCCUAAGAACGCGCAAAAUCUUUACGCUGGUGCCCAAGUUACUGUUGCCGGAUGGGGUGCGGUGGGUGAGACUGGCAACUGGUCUUGUACUCUCCUCGAGGCAGAUCUACCAGUUCUUACUAAUGAGGAGUGCCAAAAUACGAAGUAUAACAAGACGAAGAUUAAAGAUGUUAUGUUGUGUGCAGGGUUUCCAGAAACUGCUCAUAAGGACGCUUGCACUGGGGACAGCGGGGGACCUCUUAUUAAUGAAAAUAGCGAACAUUCUUAUGAUUUGAUUGGUAUAGUAUCAUGGGGUUAUGGGUGUGCAAGGAAGGGUUACCCGGGAGUGUAUACUAGAGUGACAAAAUACUUGGAUUGGAUUCGAGACAACACUGAAGACGCCUGCUAUUGUGAUUAUUAG